UGACCCUAUUGCUUUAAGCCUCCUGGCUUGAUAUCUAUGUAUACACAGGUAUAUGUGUAUAUGUUAUAUACUUUUCUCCAUUUAUUGAUAUCAAAGAGAGUUGAAGGAAAUGAAUUUUGAAACUUCACGGUGUGCCACCCUACAGUACUGUCCCGACCCUUACAUCCAGCGGUUUGUAGAAACCCCAGCCCAUUUCUCUUGGAAAGAAAGUUAUUACCGAUCCACUAUGUCCCAGAGCACACAGACAAAUGAAUUCCUCAGUCCAGAGGUUUUCCAGCACAUCUGGGAUUUUCUGGAACAACCCAUCUGUUCAGUUCAGCCCAUUGACUUGAACUUUGUGGAUGAACCAUCAGAAAAUGGUGCAACAAACAAGAUUGAGAUUAGCAUGGACUGUAUUCGCAUGCAGGACUCGGACCUGAGUGACCCCAUGUGGCCACAAUACACGAACCUGGGGCUCCUGAACAGCAUGGACCAGCAGAUCCAGAACGGCUCCUCGUCCACUAGCCCCUACAACACAGACCACGCGCAGAAUAGCGUCACGGCGCCCUCGCCUUACGCACAGCCCAGCUCCACCUUCGACGCCCUCUCACCGUCACCCGCCAUCCCCUCCAACACCGACUACCCGGGCCCACACAGCUUCGAUGUGUCCUUCCAGCAGUCAAGCACCGCCAAGUCUGCGACAUGGACGUAUUCCACUGAACUGAAGAAGCUGUACUGCCAAAUUGCAAAGACAUGCCCCAUCCAGAUCAAGGUUAUGACUCCACCACCUCAGGGUGCUGUCAUCCGGGCCAUGCCUGUCUACAAGAAGGCCGAGCAUGUCACUGAAGUGGUAAAAAGGUGCCCCAACCAUGAGCUGAGUCGUGAAUUCAACGAGGGACAGAUUGCCCCUCCCAGUCAUUUGAUUCGAGUAGAAGGUAACAGCCAUGCCCAGUACGUAGAAGACCCCAUCACAGGAAGACAAAGUGUGCUGGUGCCUUAUGAGCCACCUCAGGUUGGCACUGAAUUCACGACAGUCUUGUACAAUUUCAUGUGUAACAGCAGUUGUGUUGGAGGGAUGAACCGACGUCCAAUUUUAAUCAUUGUUACUCUGGAAACCAGAGAUGGGCAAGUCCUGGGCCGCCGCUGCUUUGAGGCCCGGAUCUGUGCUUGCCCAGGGAGAGACAGGAAGGCAGAUGAAGACAGCAUCAGAAAGCAGCAGGUCUCGGACAGCACAAAGAAUGGUGAUGGUACGAAGCGCCCUUUCCGUCAGAACACACAUGGCAUCCAGAUGACAUCCAUCAAGAAACGAAGAUCCCCAGAUGAUGAACUGUUAUACUUACCAGUAAGGGGCCGUGAGACUUACGAGAUGCUGCUGAAGAUCAAAGAAUCCCUGGAACUCAUGCAGUACCUUCCUCAGCACACGAUUGAAACCUACAGGCAGCAGCAGCAACAGCAGCACCAGCAUUUACUUCAGAAACAGACCUCGAUGCAGUCUCAGUCUUCCUACGGUAACAGCUCCCCACCUCUGAACAAAAUGAACAGCAUGAACAAGCUGCCUUCCGUGAGCCAGCUUAUCAACCCUCAGCAGCGCAACGCCCUCACUCCCACCACCAUUCCUGAUGGCAUGGGAGCCAACAUUCCUAUGAUGGGCACCCACAUGCCAAUGGCUGGAGACAUGAAUGGACUCAGCCCUACCCAAGCCCUCCCUCCCCCACUCUCCAUGCCAUCCACCUCCCACUGCACCCCCCCACCUCCGUACCCCACAGAUUGCAGCCUUGUCAGUUUCUUAGCAAGGUUGGGCUGUUCAUCAUGUCUGGACUAUUUCACGACCCAGGGGCUGACCACCAUCUAUCAGAUUGAGCAUUACUCCAUGGAUGAUUUGGCAAGUCUAAAAAUCCCUGAGCAAUUCCGACAUGCCAUCUGGAAAGGCAUCCUGGACCACCGGCAGCUCCACGACUUCUCCUCCCCUCCCCACCUCCUGCGGACCCCAAGUGGUGCCUCCACAGUCAGCGUAGGCUCCAGUGAGACCCGGGGUGAGCGUGUCAUUGACGCUGUGCGCUUCACCCUCCGCCAGACCAUCUCCUUCCCACCCCGAGAUGAGUGGAAUGAUUUCAACUUUGACAUGGAUGCUCGUCGCAACAAGCAACAACGUAUCAAAGAAGAGGGGGAGUGAGCUGAGCAGUUGUGGUGCCCUCUUCCCAGUUUCCCAUCUGCCUACCCCCUAUUCCCCCACCCCCACAACAAGGCACUCCUGCUUGUCCAGCCAAGCAUUCUCCUUAGCUCCUCUCCUUCCUCUUUUCGGUCUGGUUUCUUAAGGGAAGGAGAAAUAAGAGGCUACAUUUUACCUAAUGUCUGACCUAGCGCCUGAUUCUGUUUUCUGGCUUUAAGCCUUCAGCUCCCUUGUUUGCAGGACCGAAAUUGUCAUGGCUAUGCAGAAGUGAGCAAAAAAGCAGUGGGUGUCUCCUUAAGCGGCAGAGAGCUCUCAUUGACUUUUAUAAAGCAUUUUCACCCUUAUAGUCUAAGACUAUACAUAUAAAUAUAUAAAUAUACAGUAUGUAUUUUUGGGUGGGGGCAUUGAGUAUUGCUUAAAAUGUAAUUUAAAGGAAAAAAAUGGAGUUGCACUUAUCACCUUUUUUUUUCUUUCUAAUUUACUUGUUUUGGAUGGCUUAUCUAUAGGCCUUCUCUCAAAGUCAGCCAUGAAUGGUAGUAGGUAUCUAGAUCUUGAUAGUGUAUGUGAGUGACAAUGACAUGUAGGUGCCUUCAGUUCUUUUGAUGCUAAACACAUGUUACAUCCAACCUUUGGUUUGAUCUAUUUGUUAUUAUGUGGGUGAGACUGGAUACCUAAGUACACGAUUCUCUACGUUGGUAUAUUUUAUGUUACUGAUAUCUCUGCUACUGAUGGUGGUUGCCUUCGGGGUGAUAUAGCUCAAUUACAAGAAAAAGUCCAUGUUUACACUAUCACUCACCAGAAGAAAAGAAAUAUCCUCCCUUGCUUUUGGUUGGGAUUGGGGAAUGUGAAUAACGGCCAAAAUCCUUAAAAAGUCAUUGCACCCAGUUCAGUAGCAACUGACACCAUGUGUCCUGGUAUAUCAGCAGUCUCCUCAUAUUUAAUACCAGACACACCUUAACUCUCAGUAUUUAUUGGCAAAGCAUUAGCUGCCAGUACAAAAGCUUGGAAACUAAAUUUCACAACUAGAUUGAUUAACUCAAUUACAUAUUUGCUACCCUUGUUUAAGGUUAGCAAAUUAAGGUUGAUUUGAUUGGGAUGAAUGCACCUGUCUAGUUCUUGCAAUAAACCUUUAAUAUGUAUUAAGAAUAUCCAGGAAAAACAGGAAUCUUACAGAGAUAUUGCAUCUCUGCUAAACAGUAAGAGAUCUCAGUAAACCAUGAAUUGAAGCACUUGGAAGACUUUUUGAAACAUAAAUAGUAUUAUUUGGUAAAUUUUUCCUCUAGUGACCCUCACAUUCUAUAAAAUUCUGCUUAUAAAGGCUUGUUGAUCUUUCUGUCUUCAGGGUUUAAAAUAGGGGUAUUGAUUUGGAAAAUGUAAAAUUAUGAGAUCAGUUUUACUGUAGCAUUAGUUGUAUCACUACAUCACUUAUCUUUUUGAAUACUAUUAGUUUUACUUAGAUUGAAAGUCACUGUGAGAACCCAACUUCCCGUCCAUCUCUCUUCUGGACUGUGCACAUGCAUAAAAAUAUCCCAACAGAUCAGAGGGUAAGCUUUCCAUUGGAGAUGUUGCUUGAACCACAUAAGCUGAGACUUGUCUUCAGAUUCAAAAAUAAAAGUGUAAAUGGAGAUAUUCCUGUACAUCUUUUAGAAACAUACUUCAUAGCAGAUACUUUUUUUUUCAAACCACAAAACCAAGUAUUUUGUAUAUAUUG
Messenger RNA from Budorcas taxicolor (takin), 3860 nucleotides. It is a transcript of the gene TP63, whose product is annotated as tumor protein p63. Gene Ontology annotation, biological process: protein tetramerization; apoptotic process; regulation of transcription by RNA polymerase II. Lineage: Eukaryota; Metazoa; Chordata; Mammalia; Artiodactyla; Bovidae. The coding region runs from base 110 to 2152 and encodes 680 amino acids. Gene Ontology annotation, molecular function: RNA polymerase II cis-regulatory region sequence-specific DNA binding; DNA-binding transcription factor activity, RNA polymerase II-specific; protein binding. Gene Ontology annotation, cellular component: nucleus. The record is from RefSeq and is a predicted model, not a curated record. The transcript is spliced from 14 exons.